AUGGCCACCGCAAUUCAAUCGCCAAUUUCGCAACACGGCGUCCCUCACGGCGAUGUACAAGAUUUGCCUCCCCCGGCCCCUGCGGCGAAAAAAGGAAAAGCCAAGAAAGAAAAGCAAUUGAGCGCUGAGGAAAAUGCAAAAUUGGUUCAGGCUAGGCUAUCGCAAUUAGAGCAAGAGAAGGCUGGCGAGAAAAACCAGCAAGCAGAGGUCGAUCGGGAGGUGAAAAAGGCCACUAGGGACCUCAACGAUCUGAUAAGCAGCGUUGAAGGCCCCAUGAACCGCCUCGAUGUUGUACAGAGAAAAUAUGAGGAACUCCUAUCCGACAUGAAAAAACUGGAACGUGACCAUGCUAAAAGCAAAAAGCGCGCAGAUCAGCUGCAGAAGGACUCGGAAAAGGCGAAAACGGAGCACAACAAGACUGCCACCAUGAAAGAUAAGCUGGAAAAGCUGUGCAGAGAGCUCACAAAGGAAAAUAAAAAGAUCAAGGAUGAGAACAAGAAGCUGGAUGAGAACGAGAAACAGGCUCGUGAGAUGAUGAACGAAAAGCUGGAUCAAAUGCUCUACGAUGUCCAGGAUGCCAUGAACUCCAAGACCACAACCCAUCCUGAAAAUUUGCAUCUUGAACUGGACGAUUUAUUUCGGACAAGAUGCAAAGUCUUAUCUGAUCAGGCCGACAUCCGCGAGACACAUUUCAAAUCCAUCAUUCGCCACAAAGAUGCCGAGAUAGGCCACCUCCAAGCAAAGUAUGAGGUUGAACGUAGACGAGCCGACGCAGAAGCUUCGCGUUGUCGUACCCUGACCAACCAAGUCUCCACCUUUUCCCACACAGAAGCAGAGUUACGAAGCCAGCUCAACAUCUAUGUCGAGAAAUUCAAACAGCAGGUGGAAGAUACCCUCAACAACAGCAACGAGCUUUUCCUCACUUUCCGCAAAGAGAUGGAAGAGAUGUCGAAGAAGACUAAAAGACUGGAGAAGGAGAAUCUCACCCUCACUCGAAAACAUGACCAGACCAAUCGCAACAUCCUGGAAAUGGCCGAGGAGCGAACCCGAGACAAAGAAGACCUGGAACGACUCCGUAAGCAAGAACAACAGAUGCGGAACAUCAUCAAGUCAAUGCAGGAGCAAGGCCGUGGAGGUCCCAUCCAGCAAGAGCUCGUUGACGAAGAGGGGACGGAAAGCGAGUACGAUGAAGAAUACGACGACGACGAAGACGACGAAGGCAGCUACGAGGGAGAGGAAGAGUUGGCCGCCGAAGUCGCCAAACCUGUCUUUGGACCUGUACCACCACCGGAGAUGCUAGCGGGUAAAUCCAACGGCCAGCGCGCUGCUUCUACCAGUGGCGUGGUUAACGGUGUCAAGCAUUAA
Exophiala aquamarina CBS 119918 is the source of this 1365-nucleotide messenger RNA. RefSeq lists its product as uncharacterized. Gene Ontology annotation, molecular function: syntaxin binding. The transcript is spliced from 3 exons. The record is from RefSeq and is a predicted model, not a curated record. Bases 1 to 1365 code for a protein of 454 amino acids. NCBI's taxonomy places the organism in Eukaryota, Fungi, Ascomycota, Eurotiomycetes, Chaetothyriales, Herpotrichiellaceae.